UGUCCUGGUACCUUCCUCCUGUCCUGGUUGGCUACUCUACCCAGCACCUUUGUUCAGCUCCGCCCCAUGUGGCCUGGAGGUGGCCUCUCUGCCCACCGGCCUCAGAGCCAGCUCUGGCUGUGCCGAGAUGGAGCUGCCCCUGCCAGGGCUGUGGCUGAAGAGGCUCUGGGUGCUCUUUCAGGUGGCCCUGCACGUGGCCAUGGGCAAAGUGCUCAUGACAUUGUUUCCUGGGAGAGUCAAGCAGGACAUCCUGGCCAUGAGCCAGAAGACGGGCAUGGCCAAGAACCCUCACUUCUCCCAUGAGAACUGGAUCCCCACCUUCUUCAGUGCCCAGUAUUUCUGGUUUGUGUUGAAGGUCCGAUGGCAACGACUGGAGGACAAAACUGAGGAAGGGGGUCUGGCCCCAAACUGCCCCGUGGUCGGCCUGUCAGGACAGAGGUGCCACAUCUGGGACUUCAUGCAAGGCAACAGGCCACUAGUGCUAAAUUUCGGAAGUUGCACCUGACCUUCAUUUAUUUUCAAAUUUGACCAAUUCAAGAGACUUAUUGAAGAUUUUAGUUCCAUAGCAGAUUUUCUCAUCAUUUACAUUGAAGAAGCACAUGCAUCAGAUGGCUGGGCUUUUAAGAACAACGUGGACAUCAAGAAUCACCAAAAUCUCCAGGACCGCUUGCGGGCAGCCCACCUGCUGCUGGACAGGAGCCCCCAGUGCCCCGUGGUGGUGGACACAAUGAAGAACCAGAGCAGUCGGCUCUUCGCGGCGCUGCCCGAGAGGCUCUAUGUGCUCCAGGCGGGCAGGAUCCUGUACAAGGGUAAACCUGGCCCCUGGAACUACCACCCAGAAGAAGUUCGUGCUGUUCUGGAAAAGCUCCACAGUUAAUCUGGACAGAUGCCCCAGUUCUAGGUGCCAAACAGGAGGGCUCCUAAGGCUUGGCUCGCCCGCCAUCCAUCCCGGCUGAUGUUCACCUCUUGACCUGUGUCCCCAGCUGAAUCACUGGUCAGGAUCUUUCUGAUCCAAGCAAACAAUUGUUACAAUGCGAAAACGAAGCAAGUAAGCUGAGGGUUAGAGAAGAUACAACUCCACACCGCCCCCUCCAGGGAGACCUGUAUAUUGCACAUCUCAGCGUGAGAGUAGGUCCUCCCUGGGCUUACUUAGGAGGGAUGGUCUCUCUCCAGACACUUUGCUAUGGCAUUUCUUAAACAAAGCAAUUUCAUUUCACCAAGUUUGCCAUUUAUGGAAUUGAUCACUUAAGACACUAAACUGGUUUUCAGCACUAAGCAUGGGAGAACUCCGGGUGUUUAGAGAGUGAUGAAGAAUUUAAAGGGAAACCAGAAGGAAUGGGAAUAGACGUAAAGAUGGGAAUCCCUUCCUUUAGCAAAAGAUUUAAACCAGAGGGCAGUGGUGGUGAUGAGGGGUGAGUUUCCAUGGUGACAUAUCUUCAAUUCUACUGCAGAAGAGGAGGGUACUCUCUUUACCACCUUUGAAUACAUUUCAGAGAAGUCUGGCUCACUGUCCCUGGAAAACUAACCCUGUCUUCACUUAUCAAGAGUCACCUGGGAGGAGCACUGGUUCCGGGAAACCCUUAUACCCUUGACCGAACUAGACAACGGUCACUACAAAGCUGUCAUUCAGUUACACAGAAGCUUAUAUUUGAAAUUCUGUUUCUCCACUUCCUUCCCAAGUCUCCUAAUGGUCAUUUAUGUUAGAUUACAUCAGACUAAUGGAUAACCAUUGGUAUCGAUCUGUUUUAACUCUGCUUCUUUUCAUAUUUGUUUAUGACGGCCACAGCCUAAAGUACACACGGCUGUGACUUGAUUUGAAAGGAAAUGUUUUAAGAUGCAGUAAGCUAAUACAGAAUGAUUAAAAUGUAUCAGGCUA
Phacochoerus africanus (Common warthog) is the source of this 1876-nucleotide messenger RNA. RefSeq names its product iodothyronine deiodinase 1 (gene DIO1). Lineage: Eukaryota; Metazoa; Chordata; Mammalia; Artiodactyla; Suidae. Gene Ontology annotation, molecular function: thyroxine 5'-deiodinase activity. The transcript has 4 exons. The record is from RefSeq and is a predicted model, not a curated record.